UGUGUAUACCAGCAUGUCGACAACCUUUUUCCUUGAAGUUCCCUGUUGUCAUGUGAUACGCCCUCCUCCAGGAGCACAACAGUAUAUUCUUCUUUUCCUUUAUGUUGGGCAGGUAUGCUGUGCUCCCUCCUCGCCUCUGACUGAGAUGGAAGGGUAAGAAAUGUAGGCUAAACAGGUGAUGAAGGGAAGAGGCUGUCGUGCUCUGUGUCGCAGGUUUUGUAACAGAUCCUUGGUGCCAGCUGCCGAGGAAUCGUACCUGGGUGUUUCCGGGGCUCCGCUCGGCGUUUGAAGGAUGCUCGCCUUCAGAGGCAGAGUGCCGAGUGCUUAAUUGCGGGCUAGACCCUGUGAUGAGAAUUACAAACAAGAACUGAAGGGGAUGCUUUCGAUUCAGCUUGUUUUAAAUGCGUGGCUAUUCUAACCAAAGUGUAAAAAAAUGACACUUGACUGAAAAGCAUAAAUCACCCUGGAAGAAGUUUUCGCUGAGCUUUACGUGAGCAACCUCAUCUUAUGAGGAGGAGGAUCCGUCAGCCUUCAUAGCUGUACAAUGGGGACUACAGGUGAAGACAUGGCUUCGGUGGAGCAGAAUGCCUCCUUGAACCCUCUGUGCUUCGAGUGUGGCCAGCAGCACUGGACAAGGGAGAACCACCUCUACAACUACCAAAACGAAGUGGAUGAUGACUUGGUCUGCCACAUUUGCCUUCAGCCCUUGUUGCAGCCAUUGGACACUCCCUGUGGACAUACUUUCUGCUACAAGUGCCUAAGGAACUUUCUGCAGGAGAAGGAUUUCUGCCCGCUGGAUCGAAAAAGACUCCAUUUUAAACUCUGCAAAAAAUCCAGCAUUCUGGUUCAUAAACUGUUAGACAAACUGUUUGUUUUGUGCCCCUUCUCUUCUGUGUGUCAGGAAGUCAUGCAGCGAUGUGACCUGGCGGCCCAUCUCAAAAACAGGUGUCCUGGGGCUUCUCAUCGAAGGCUUGCUCUGGAGAGAAGGAAAACGAGCAAGCUGCAAACAGAAGUGGAGGGCGAGAGUGGUCCUGGUGGGACAGAGCAGCCUAGCAGUUUGUCUUCAGAUGCAGAUCAGGGAAUAGUGCCAGUCGAGCAGAGCUUCACCUCGCCCGCCCUUCCUGCAUGGACAGAUGAGCCCAGCACCGACAAUCCGCCUUUUGAAGAGAGCACAGUAGCAGACACAAAUCAACAGCCACCUACCUUGCCUGAAGGCGAGAUCACCACGAUUGAAAUUCAUCGGUCCAAUCCUUACAUCGAAUUAGGAAUUAGCAUAGUGGGUGGCAAUGAAACGCCUUUGAUCAACAUUGUCAUUCAGGAGGUUUAUCGAGAUGGGAUCAUUGCCAGAGAUGGAAGACUUCUUGCUGGAGACCAAAUACUUCAAGUGAACAGCUUUGACAUAAGCAACGUCUCUCACAACCACGCUCGAGCCGUGCUCUCCCAGCCUUGCUCGGUGCUGCACCUCACCGUGCUGCGAGAGCGGCGGUUCGGCAGCCGCACGCACGGCCACGCGGAUGCCGCCGGCUGUCCCCGGGAGGAUAGCUUCCAGGUGACGCUGCACAAGCGCGACUCCAGCGAGCAGCUGGGCAUUAAGCUUGUGCGCAGGACGGACGAGCCAGGAGUUUUUAUUCUCGACCUUUUGGAAGGGGGCUUGGCCGCUCAAGACGGCAGGCUCUGCAGCAACGACCGCGUGCUUGCAAUUAAUGGACAUGACUUGAAGCAUGGGACACCUGAGCUUGCUGCUCAGGUUAUACAGGCUAGUGGGGAGAGAGUGAAUUUGAUCAUCUCUAGACCUACGAAGUCGCAGACGGUCAGUAUUAUCCGAGACACAGGGACUCACAACAGCAGCUCACACCAGCACCAGUCACAGCAGCUGUUUCACAGCAGACCCAACUCACAUAAGGAUCUCUCCCAGUGUGUUACAUGCCAAGAAAAGCACAUUACUGUGAAAAAAGAGCCACAUGAAUCUCUGGGAAUGACAGUGGCAGGAGGCAGAGGCAGCAAAAGUGGCGAAUUGCCCAUCUUUGUGACAAGUGUGCAGCCUCACGGGUGUUUGGCAAGAGACGGCAGGAUUAAACGAGGUGAUGUGCUGCUGAACAUCAAUGGCAUCGAUUUGACUAACCUAAGUCACAGCGAGGCGGUGGCCAUGCUGAAAGCUAGUGCUGCCUCUUCAGUAGUUGCCCUGAAAGCCCUGGAAGUCCAGAUUGUAGAAGAACAGCCCCAGGCUAAUGAAGAACAAUUGAGUACCAUCAGUGAAAAUGAAUAUGAUGCCAGCUGGUCACCAUCAUGGGUCAUGUGGCUGGGCCUUCCAAGCUGCCUACAUAGCUGCCAUGACGUAGUACUGCGGCGGAGCAAUUUAGGCAGCUGGGGUUUCAGCAUCGUCGGCGGCUAUGAGGAGAACCACACGAACCAGCCUUUCUUUAUUAAAACCAUUGUUCUUGGAACUCCUGCCUACUUUGAUGGAAGAUUAAAGUGUGGUGAUAUGAUUGUUGCUGUAAACGGACUGUCCACGGUUGGAAUGAGCCAUUCUGCACUUGUUCCUAUGCUGAAGGAGCAGAGGAACAAAGUAACUUUAACUGUCAUUUGCUGGCCUGGAAGCCUCAUAUAAAUGUGUGACUGACUUUGGUUCAAGCAGUGUCUUUUUUCUAGAUAGCUGGCACAAAAAUCUCCAUCCUUUCUUUCCAUAUUGAUACAGCUGGUUAUACGUAGGGCCAAAACUGCUGUAUUUCUUCUUUUUUUCAAAUGGGCCUCUCAGACUUCCUUUAUAUAUCUUUCCAUCCUGAAAUAGCCAUUUCUGUUUGCUGUAUCCAUUGCUGAUGCAAAUGAAAAUAUACAGGAGCUCACAGAGAAACUCCCACUCUGAUACGGCUGUCACUGAGCUGUCCCUGUCAGGCUUGUAGAGUCAGCAGAAGAACUUAGUGGUUCUUUGGGUUUCUCUGUUAUACGUGCUCAAGUUAUACGCCAUAUAUAAACGUAAGAGCCACGUGCCCAUUCUUCCCUGCAAUGAGAAUGUGUGUCAGUACUGCAGUGACACAUCUGUCUGCUGCUGUAAUCAAAAAUCUGUUCCCAAAGGUACUCCUCUCCAUUUCUUAAGCCUUCCAUUUUUGGCUCAGUAUUUCAAACUGAUUCACAUAACCCAUCAGAAAUUAUAUCCCCCC
Dryobates pubescens (Downy woodpecker) is the source of this 3158-nucleotide messenger RNA. It is a transcript of the gene LNX2, whose product is annotated as ligand of numb-protein X 2. NCBI's taxonomy places the organism in Eukaryota, Metazoa, Chordata, Aves, Piciformes, Picidae. The coding region runs from base 545 to 2608 and encodes 687 amino acids. The transcript has 10 exons. The record is from RefSeq and is a predicted model, not a curated record. Gene Ontology annotation, molecular function: protein binding; ubiquitin-protein transferase activity.